Ectocarpus siliculosus is the source of this 1305-nucleotide messenger RNA. Lineage: Eukaryota; Phaeophyceae; Ectocarpales; Ectocarpaceae. The record is from the annotation of a GenBank genome assembly.
AUGAACAGCAGCGAGGCAAUCUUUCAGCAUGAGGUUUGGGGCGGGGAGCACAUCCACAUCGGCCUGCACUCCAAGCUCGAGGGGGAACACGUCAAGCUGGAGGGGGUGGAGCGCAUCAAGAAGGCCAGCUCCCUGAGCACCGAAGAGAUACUCUCCCGGUGCUUCCCCUCCGGCACGAAUGGCAACGGCGCUCCACCCUCGGCGGAGUGUACCAUGGUGGACCUGGGGUGCGGCUACGGGGGCACUGCCAGGGUGGCUGCCAAGAAGCUUGGCUGCAAGGUGGUGUGCAUCAACGUUUCGAAGCGUGAGAACGAGACGAACGUCGCUAUGACCAAAGAGGCCGGCCUCCAAGACAAGGUGAUCGUUCCCGGGGAGAAGUCGUUCUUCGAAACGGGACUGCCGGACGCCAGCUGCGACGUGGUGGCCUCCCAGGAUGCUCUCCUACACUCCGGGCCGGAGCGGCACAGGUCCAUGGCCGAGGCAGCCCGCGUGCUCAAGCCCGGGGGCAGGAUGGUGUUCUCGGACAUCAUGCAGUUCAAAGAGACCGACCCCAAGGACCUACAGGAUGUGUACAACCGGUGCCACCUGGAGGACAUGUCCACCCCCGAGGAGUACAUCAAGUGGGGCAAGGUCCACGGGCUCGAGUUCGUGGAGUUCGUCGACAUGGCCGAGAACCUCGCCACGCACUACGGAAGUGUCCGGGACGUGUUGGUGUCGCGGCGCGGCAACUUGGAAGGCGUGGAGGACGAGUUCAUCGACAACAUGGUCAGGGGAAUCGAGGCUUGGAUAUCGGCGGCUCAGCGCAACCUCAUCUGCUGGGGCUACAUGACCUUCACCAAGCCGGACGACGACUCAAGCGACGAUAACGCGACGGACGCCAUCUCGGCUACAGCUGAGGGGUGGUACAACUCGGACAACGCCUUCAACUUCUACUUCAAGGUGUGGGGCGGAGAGCACAUCCACGUAGGCCUGUACAGCAAGCUCAACGCGGAAGAAGCCAAGCUGCCCGUCCUGGACCGCAUCAAGAAGGCCAGCAUCCUGAACGCCGAGGAACUGCUCGCCCGAUGCUUCCCCGCCAGCGCUAACGGGACUAGCGGCACUAACGGCAACGGCGCGCCUCACACAUCGGAGAGCACCAUGGUGGACAUGGGCUCCGGAUACGGGGGCUCGGCCAGGCUCGCAGCCAAGACGCUCGGCUGCAAGUCGACUGUACCUUCUGGCCUUGCCUGCGUGUCUGCCUGCCCGCCUAUUUUGUCGGAGGAUCACGCUGACAAGAAGGUUGGUAGUCUGCGGUGCAAUGUCUGA